AGGAAGUAAGGAUGUGGAAGUUUGAAGGUUACACUGACAACGUGGUCGAUCUGCUUAAUAUCAACAUAGGCGAUUCAGAAGACAUGGAAAUCAUUCAUCCCCUACCCGAGAGUGACCGAAUUACAUAGAAGACGGCGAAGGGUAGAUGGAGACGGCGCCAGUAGAUUUAAACUGCUCGUGGAGCGGGCGCGACGCUUUUGGAACCAUUGUCUUCUUCAGUAGCACCACAGUAACAACUGAAAAUUUUACGAGAAUCUGCUUCACUGAUACAACAGACAGCAACAACCAUAACACCACGCAACCACCGACUCCGGACAUAAAUUCGUUUUAUUUUUACGAGACUGAACAGUUCACGGUCCUGUGGAUCCUGUUUGCACUCAUCGUCCUGGGGAACUCGGCCGUUCUGGUUGCACUUCUCGUUAACAAAAGAAGGAAAUCUCGGAUGAACUUCUUCAUCAUGCAGCUGGCAUUAGCAGACCUGUCUGUUGGUCUCAUUAGCGUUUUGACUGAUAUUGUCUGGAGAAUAACAGUCGCCUGGAAUGCCGGCAACAUAGCUUGCAAAGCUAUCCGCUUUCUCCAGUGUGUGGUCACGUACUCUUCAACGUAUGUCUUGGUGGCGCUCAGCAUCGACCGAUACGACGCCAUUACCCAUCCCAUGAAUUUCUCCGGAAGUUGGAGGCGCGCUCGUCUCCUGGUUGCCGUCGCGUGGGUCAUCAGCGCCAUCUUUUCAGUACCCAUCGUGAUUCUGUACCAUGAGAAGCCUAUACAAGGUCGCCUUCAGUGCUGGAUUGACUUCUCUGAGCAAUGGCAGUGGCAGCUGUACAUGACGCUCGUGGCGGUCACCCUGUUCGUUUUACCAGCCGUCAUCAUUUCUGCCUGCUACACCGUCAUUGUAUCCACGAUCUGGAGUAAAAGCAAGCAGUUGACGCCGGAUCCAAACAGACGACAAUCGCGCAAUAGUGGCGGAAACAGCCUUUUGCAGGCAAGUGGUAAACAUAGGAUGUUACGUCAUCAGCAACUCCAGCAGGAGGACCAUGACAGCCGGAGGGCUAGUUCCAGGGGUAUCAUACCUAAGGCCAAGGUCAAGACUGUCAAGAUGACCUUCGUCAUUGUCUUCGUGUUCGUGAUCUGCUGGAGCCCCUACAUCGUUUUCGACCUCCUGCAAGUAUACGGCCACGUGCCACGGACCCAGACAAACAUCGCCGUGGCGUCCUUCAUCCAGAGCCUGGCGCCUCUCAACUCGGCUGCCAACCCUGUCAUCUACUGCCUCUUCUCGACGUCCAUCGGCCGCACACUAAGGAAGAUACCGCCGUUCAGCUGGGUGGCCGCGGGUCUCGUAGCCUGCUGCCCCACCACACAGCCACAGUCGCAUCGCGACGCUGGCGACCACGCGCUGUUGGCUGCCAGCACUCACUGGUCGUCCCGGCGACGGAAGACACAUCGGCCCCGACGCCCUCACAUCGACGCUGUGGCCCGGGGAGCGGCGGGGGGAGGCAUCGUCUAG
Molecule: messenger RNA, 1504 nt
Organism: Zootermopsis nevadensis
Lineage: Eukaryota; Metazoa; Arthropoda; Insecta; Blattodea; Termopsidae
Product: cardioacceleratory peptide receptor
Biological process (GO): neuropeptide signaling pathway
Cellular component (GO): plasma membrane
Molecular function (GO): neuropeptide receptor activity; vasopressin receptor activity
Source: RefSeq, a predicted model, not a curated record